GAACAAGGCCGGGAGCGCCCGGGGGCGCACGGCGGGACCCGGCCGGAGGAGCGCGCGGCGCGCAGCAUGGGCUGUGGACCUUCCCAGCCUGCUGAGGAACAGAGCUUUGUCCCCGCGCCGAGGAAGGGCUGGGAAGAGGGAUUCAAGGCUGAUGUGAAUGUGGCUCAUUCUGGGGAGAACGGCAGACCCCAGCUUGAGGCUGCCCUGCACAAGGACACUGUGGGAGGCCCUGAAGGCCUGGAAAAACAGGUCCAGUUGGAAAGCUUACCCGGAACCAUUCCAGAGAGUUCCCCAUCUCCUAUUGGAAGGAACAGAAGAAUAAAUUUAGACUUAACAACCAAUGGAUUAAUCCAUAAACCACAACCCCUAGAGAAUCGAGAGCGACAAAAGUCAUCAGACAUCCUGCAGGAAUUAAUUGUUCAAGGAAUAAUACAAAGCCACAGCAGAGUAUCUAGAAAUGGAGAAUCAUACGAUGUCACGGUGAACAUGACUGAGAAGCCACUGAGAAAGCCACCAGCCAGGCUGAAAAAACUCAAGGUCAAAAAGGAAGUAACAGAUUUCACCAUGAAGGACAUAGAGGAGAAGAUGCAGGCGGUGGCCGAGCGCCGGAAGACAAAAGAAGAAGAAAUGAGAAAGAGACUACGGAGUGACCGACUUCUGCCCCCCGCCAAUCAUUCAGAUUCAGCUGACCCAGGUGGGGCUGAGGUUCCAUUUGCCAAAGGACUUAACCCUGUGAGUUCUGCCGUGUUUGAGCCGUGGGACCUGCAGGGAGGAAAGUCACUGAAAAGAAAGAAGAGCAAAAGUGAUGUGACCUCAAAUGAUAGAGACUACAGUUAUGAAAGUAUUGGCAUCGUGGAGUCAGACAUGUCCUACAACCAAGAAGAUCACAUAUUCUGAUGAACCAUUUAUGUGAAUUCUGUGAAAAAGCAUCCAUUUCCCCCAGUCAUGCCAGGCUUUGUAUGUCUUAUCUUUUUCUUUGACUGCCUGGCUGCAUGGGCUAGUUAGCUGAGUAAAUUAAAUGGCUAAUGGUUAUGCUAGCUUCACAAAAAGGAAGAUUCGACUACUUUUGAUAUUAAAAGUUGGCUUCAAACAUU
Molecule: messenger RNA, 1094 nt
Organism: Myotis davidii
Lineage: Eukaryota; Metazoa; Chordata; Mammalia; Chiroptera; Vespertilionidae
Gene: STMND1
Product: stathmin domain containing 1
Exons: 5
Coding region: 67-897 (276 amino acids)
Biological process (GO): microtubule depolymerization; neuron projection development; regulation of microtubule polymerization or depolymerization
Cellular component (GO): neuron projection; cytoplasm
Molecular function (GO): tubulin binding
Source: RefSeq, a predicted model, not a curated record